UUAUAAAAACUUGGGGGUUGGGAGGAAUAACAACAGUUUCGGGACGGACGUUGGAAGCUCAACAUCCUUCGUGAGUUAUUGACAUAAACCUUUUUCGCGCUCGCAGUGAUAACGUUUAUAUAUAAAAUACUUUAAAAAAGAUGUUUAGCUCAAUAAAGUUGUUGAUUAUCUCUUGUUUGUCAGCAAUUGCAUUGGGCGAUGGCCGUUAUGGAAAGGACACUUUAUCACAAAAAUACAAGUAUAAUACAUGGGCUGCAAACAGAGCUGGUGUUAAUAGCUGGUUAUACAGUGAUAAAAGUAUUGGAAGCAAUAGUAUUAGUAGUCCAUCUAAUAUGAUGAGACACUAUCCAAUGUCAUUAAACAAAUAUCAAGCAAUAACGGACAUGAACAAUAGGCAAGAACAAGAAAAACAAUUAGCAACUUUAAUUCCAUCGGAGUAUUAUAAUUCUGCAUUGGCUGCAAUUACCGGAAUAGAUAUAGAUCAUUCUGCAUAUGAGCCUAGAGUUUAUGGUCCUAGAACACCGUACGAAUCAAUUAGACAACCAUAUACUACUAAUGAAUUAUCCGACUACGCAGUUGUUCGAUAUCCGAAUUACGGUUAUUAUCCGUCAGCAAAGGCCGAUGCUAAUCGUAGAGCUAAUGAGGACGAAGAGGAAAAUUUUAUAGACGAAAACGAUAAAGAUGAUGAAGAUCAAUUCGGAUUGGACAACAAAGUUCGGCUAGUGUUAAACGAAGUAGACAUGAACAACCGUAAUAAUCCAGCUGUAUAUGUUUCAUAUUAUAAUGAUGAACGACCUAUGUCGUUAGAAAACCGAUAUUUGCAACAACAACGGUAUUAUAAUACACCACUGACUCCACGUUAUAGCACUGCAGAUAAAAUGCACAAGUUCCGAAAACUUUUUUUGUCCAAUCCAGUGUCACCGUCCAAUGCAUUUAAAUCAUCAAAAGAACAACAAUUACACGAUUUUUGGGAAUCACUCAUUCAGGGAAAAUUACUAGAUCCGACAGAAAGGGAUUCUUUCUCUAAACACAGGCAGCAACUCAUGAAGCAAGUAGUGUAUGAUACUAAACAUCAGUUUAGACAACAACAGAAGCACUUGAAUGAAGACAAUGACAUUACAGGUCAUUAUAAUUCAAAUUCCCGAAUUAGCCAAUAUAAUCAAUGGGCUAAUGGGUCUCCUUUAAUAAAAAGAUUGUCACCUGGAGAAACUACCGUAGAAAGUGAUGAUGUUCACGAAUUAGAACAACUCAAAUCAUCAACCGUUACUCCUGCGUCUACUGUACCCACAAUAAAAUCAACCGUACCGACAAAUACUGGACCCAUGGCUAACGGUGGCCAAAGAGAGUAUGUGCUACCUAGACCAGCUGGGGAAAAAUCAAGUUUGGAGAGUUUAUUAGAAGUAAUAGCAGAAGGUGGUGUACGGGGUUUACCUCAAAUGAAAUUACAUCAUGAAACUAAACGUAACAAGAAAAGGAGUUAUGUUUCAGACGAGACGUCGUUAGCAGCCGAACUUGGUGCGCUUCGAAAAAACUAAAAAAACGUUUAUUUCAACUUUUAAAAAUAUAAUAUUUAACCAUUAUACUUGUAUACCAUUUGGCGAAACGUUGAAUAAUGUAAAUAAUAUGAUUUUUAAAAUUUUUUUUUGACUCAAUACUAUAUUUUAUUUUUAUAUAAUAUCUUUCCAUGUUUUACACUGUAUUAAUAUCUUAUACCUACUUUGUGUCAUUACUUCAGCGCUAAUAGCAACAACAUCACGAAAUUUAGCUAGUUUUAUUUUUGCAUAAUAUUAUUCCAUUCUUCGGAGUUAACUUUUUUUAUUAAGAAUAAAGACUGAAUUGCUACGUUUACUGUACCUAUGUGCAUUUAUCAUGUGUUUAAAUAAUUAUCAAUUAUAUGUCAAUUCAUUACCGUGUUUAAACAUUAUUUAAUGUUGUUUUAAUAUGAAAUUUUAUUACAUUAUAAGUGUGCUUAAAUUUGAACAUUAUUUAAACAACAAUUGUAGUAUUAUAAUAAUAAAAUUUUACUAUAAUGUUAAAGAUAGACACUUAAAAAAAAAUUUUUCUAUCAAUUAAAAAUUAAAGUAAACUUUUGUAAAUAACCAUUGUG
Messenger RNA from Daktulosphaira vitifoliae (grape phylloxera), 2107 nucleotides. RefSeq lists its product as uncharacterized. NCBI's taxonomy places the organism in Eukaryota, Metazoa, Arthropoda, Insecta, Hemiptera, Phylloxeridae. The coding region runs from base 141 to 1535 and encodes 464 amino acids. The record is from RefSeq and is a predicted model, not a curated record. The transcript has 3 exons.